Molecule: messenger RNA, 6352 nt
Organism: Trichosurus vulpecula (common brushtail)
Lineage: Eukaryota; Metazoa; Chordata; Mammalia; Diprotodontia; Phalangeridae
Gene: DOT1L
Product: DOT1 like histone lysine methyltransferase
Exons: 29
Coding region: 1-4545 (1514 amino acids)
Biological process (GO): regulation of transcription regulatory region DNA binding; DNA damage checkpoint signaling; heterochromatin formation
Cellular component (GO): nucleus
Molecular function (GO): histone H3K79 methyltransferase activity
Source: RefSeq, a predicted model, not a curated record
AUGCGUUUGUGUCUGGAGGACAAACACCAUGAUGCUGCUCAUGAAAUCAUUGAGACCAUUCGAUGGGUCUGCGAAGAAAUACCGGAUCUCAAGCUUGCCAUGGAAAAUUAUGUUUUAAUUGACUAUGAUACUAAAAGCUUUGAAAGUAUGCAGAGACUCUGUGACAAGUAUAACCGAGCCAUUGAUAGCAUUCACCAGCUGUGGAAAGGAACCACCCAGCCUAUGAAAUUGAACACUCGGCCAUCCAAUGGGCUUCUUCGACAUAUCUUGCAGCAAGUAUAUAACCACUCAGUCACAGAUCCCGAGAAACUCAACAACUAUGAGCCCUUUUCUCCAGAGGUGUAUGGAGAAACUUCAUUCGACUUAGUUGCCCAAAUGAUUGAUGAGAUUAAAAUGACAGAGGAUGAUUUGUUUGUUGAUUUGGGCAGUGGAGUGGGACAGGUGGUUUUGCAAGUAGCUGCAGCCACAAACUGCAAACAUCACUACGGUGUGGAGAAGGCAGACAUCCCGGCGAAGUAUGCGGAGACAAUGGACAGAGAAUUCAGAAAAUGGAUGAAAUGGUAUGGGAAGAAGCAUGCAGAAUACACACUGGAAAGAGGUGACUUCCUUUCAGAAGAAUGGCGGGAAAGAAUUGCAAACACAAGUGUUAUUUUUGUGAAUAAUUUUGCCUUUGGUCCUGAGGUGGAUCACCAACUGAAGGAGCGAUUUGCUAACAUGAAGGAAGGUGGCAGAAUCGUGUCCUCCAAACCUUUUGCACCUCUAAACUUUAGAAUAAACAGUAGAAACUUGAGUGAUAUUGGCACUAUAAUGAGAGUUGUGGAACUAUCACCACUGAAAGGGUCGGUUUCAUGGACUGGCAAGCCAGUUUCUUACUACCUGCAUACUAUUGAUCGAACCAUACUUGAAAACUAUUUUUCUAGUCUCAAAAAUCCAAAACUCAGGGAGGAGCAGGAGGCAGCUCGCCGCCGGCAGCAAAGAGAAAGCAAGAGCAACACGACGACUCCGACGAAGGUCCAAGAAAACAAGGGAACUGUCGCAUUGGAGCCUCGAGCGGAUUCUGGUGCUGAAGAAGAUAAAAAUGGGACGGCUGCUCUUAAAAAGCCAUCUCCUUCCAAGCCUCGCAAAAAGAAGUUAAACAAAAAAGGAAGGAAGAUGGCAGGAAGAAAACGUGGACGUCCCAAGAAAAUGAGUGCUGCAAACCCUGAACGGAAACCCAAGAAGACUCCAACUGCACUGGAGCUUCUACAUGCUCAGACUGUGUCCCAGGCAGCUGCAUCCUCUCCUCAGGAUGCAUACAAGUCACCUCAUAGUCCAUAUUAUCAACUACCUCCUAAAGUACAACGGCAUUCCUCCAACCAGCUAUUGGCAACACCAACCCCACCUGCACUCCAGAAGCUAUUAGAAUCAUUUAAGGUUCAGUACCUGCAGUUCCUGGCCUACAUGAAAACCCCUCAGUACAAGGCAAACCUGCAGCAGUUGGUGGAGCAGGAGAAGGAAAAGAACACUCAGUUGUUAGGCACAGCCCAGCAGUUGUUCAGCCACUGUCAGGCUCAGAAAGAGGAGAUCAAGAGAUUGUUUCAACAGAAACUUGAUGAGUUGGGAGUUAAGGCUCUGACCUACAAUGAUCUGAUACAAGCUCAGAAAGAGAUCUCUGCUCACAACCAACAACUAAAAGAACAGACAAAGCAGCUAGAAAGUGAUAACAGUGAACUCAGGAACCAAAGCUUGCAGCUGCUUAAGGCUCGGUGUGAAGAACUGAAGCUGGAUUGGUCUACUCUCUCACUGGAAAAUUUGCUGAAGGAGAAGCAGGCACUGAAGAAUCAAAUUUCAGAGAAGCAAAAGCACUGUCUGGAACUUCAGAUCAGCAUUGUGGAGCUUGAGAAAAGCCAAAGGCAGCAAGAGCUACUGCAGCUGAAAUCCUACGCACCGGCUGAUGAGGCCCUGUCCGUCCACCUGCGAAGUAAAAGCAGCUUCAGCCGCGAGCUGGAGACUGACCCUGCCAGGUUCCAGCUGGAGCUCGAAUGCUCCAAGUUGUCCUUGCCCCACAUCAAUAGCAUGAGCCCCGAACUCUCUAUGAAUGGCCAUGCAGCCUCCUAUGAGAUUCAUAGUAUGCUUAGCCGACCUUCUUCCAAACAAAACACUCCACAGUAUCUGACCUCCCACCUGGACCAAGAAAUAGUUCCUUGCACCCCCAUUCAUAACAACAGACAGAAGGCAGACAAACUGUCAAGCUUGUCCUUACCUGAUUACACCAGGUAUUCCCCUGCUAAGUUAGCCCUAAGGAGACACUUGAAUCAGGAUCAUGUAGUCCAUGGAAAAGCUACAACUAAUGAAAUACACCACAGAGCUGAACAUGCAAAAGAGAAUGGCCUGACAUAUCAGAGUCCUGGUAUGUCAAAUGGCCUAAAGCUGAGCCCUCAGGAAACUCGGCCUUCCUCCCCCUCGGCCUUACAGAUUGCAGGAGAGAAGAGCAGUGACAAGGUUUUAAAAGAGAGAGCCUAUGCCAGCAAUGGAGAAACAAUCACCAGCCUCCCUAUCAGUAUUCCUCUCAGCACAGUGCAGCCCAACAAACUUCCUGUCAGUAUCCCAUUGGCCAGUGUAGUGUUGCCUAGCCGUGCGGAGAAAGUGAGGAACACGCCUAGUCCAGUUCAUCAGAAUCGAGACUCUACUUCAGCAACACUUGAGAAACAGUUUGGUGCUAAUUCCCAUAAUGGUAUGAACAGUGCUGUAGGAAACAAGUCCCUUGCUUUGGCUACCUCAGGUUUUUCUUAUAGUGGCUCCUUGGCAGUCAAUGGCACGCUUUCCAGUAGCCCAGCCCAUCUUAACCAUGGUGCUGAGCAGGCAGCCCUAGACGAUUCUUCCAAUUCAGGGAGCCUCUUUAAUUCAGUGGGUUCCCGGAGCUCUACACCACAGCAUCCUUCUUUACUCAUGAUGCAGUCCCGCAACUCUGGCCAGAACUCUCCGGCCCACCCGCUUGCUGCCAGCCCUCGCCUCAAUGGAGCUUCUCAAAGCAUGAUGGGGAUUUUGCAGUACUCGGAUACUCCAAAAUUGUUCUCUGAAGGGAACCUGAAGCAGUCUCCUUCCAACAAACACAGUCCUCUGACAGCUAGCAUUCGCACAGACUGUGGACAGGCUUGUGUGCAGGAGGGCAAGAAGAGGGGCAGAAGGAAGCGGUCUUCCACAGGGAAUCCUGGUGUGAAUUCUGCGGUAUCUCCCAAGCGCAAGCCCUUACCGUCUGUGGCAGGCCUCUUCACCCAGUCUUCAGGCUCACCCCUCAAUAUUAACUCUAUGGUCAAUAACAUUAAUCAGCCUUUAGAAAUAACAGCCAUUUCCUCCCCUGAAAACUCCCUGAAGAACUCUCCUAUUCCUUACCAGGACAACGACCAGCCUCCUGUGCUGAAAAAGGAGAAGCCCUUGAUCCAGACGAAUGGGGCGCAUUACUCGCCCCUGACCUCCGAUGAAGAGCAAGGAUCUGAAGAUGAGCACAACAGCACCAGGAUUGAAAGGAAAAUUGCAACAAUCUCUUUAGAGAGCAAGUCUCCCCAGAAAACAGAAAAUGGUGGUGGCCUUACAGGAAGGAAGCAAACCCAACUGACCGAAGGCAUCAACAGUAGUAAAUGGAAGUCUACCUUUUCACCAAUAUCAGACAUCAACCUUACCAAAACAUCUGACAGCCCCUUACAGGCAGCUUCGUCCCUGAGCCAGAAUUCCCUGUUUGCCUUCCGGCCAUCCUCAGAGGAUACAGUGGCUAUUGAUGCCAAGAUCUCUGUGCACACAAGGAAAAACUUCCCUAGUUCAUUGUCAGGGACGGAUGGUCUCAGUCCCAACACAAACUCCUCCAAUGGAUUCUCAUAUGCUGGGGGCCUGUCAGCUGCUGACAUGAGUUUACACAGCUUUCACGAUGGUGCUUCUCUUUCUCACAAAACCACUGAGGUGGCCAGCUUAAGCUCCCCUCUGGGUUUUCAGGCACAGCGGAGCAAAGACAGCUCAGACGCCAACCCUUUUCUGAACAAGAGGCAGCUGGAUGGCCUGGGAAGUAUGAAAGGGGAAGAGCUACAGAGGGCCGGAGGCAGAAGCAAAGAGGUGCUCGACAUGGGCCUGCAGCUGGGGGGCCCUUCUGACAAGGGUUCCUUGCAGCACAAUGGCAAGGCUGGCAAAGGACGGGACCGAGAUUUGGAGUUUAAAAAUGGCCACAAUCUUUUCAUUUCUGCUGCUGCCGCCGCCGUACCUCCAGGAGGCCUCCUCAAUGGCAAGGGCCUUUCCAGCACGGCCUCUGCGGCUGGCCACCCUGCUUCUUCUGUUUCGACGCACCACCCUUUCCUAAACACUUUCACCACUGGAUCCCAGUUUCCCCUGGGCCCUAUGUCCCUGCAGGCCAACCUCAGCUCGGUGGCAGGCUCUUCAGUAUUGCAGUCUUUGUUUAAUUCCAUGCCCGCUGCUGCCAGUUUGGUCCACGUGUCGUCAGCUGCGACCAGAUUGACAAAUUCUCACGCAAUGGGAAACUUCUCUUCUGGGGUUACAGGUGGAACAGUUGGAGGUAACUAGAAUUUCUACCUCAACCCCAUGUGACCUAUGCAAGGACAUCGUGGACCAACUCACUCAGCUUCCACUGAAAGGUGCUCACCUGGCCUGCAAAGGUUUCAACACACAAACUACUGGAUGACAACGUAAACAAAAUUUUUUUAAAGUACGACAGAGUAAAGAAUAUUCUACUGUGAAUCGGAGUUUAAAAAGAAACUGCAGAAGAAAUGACUUAAAGGCUCCAGUUUGUAUUGUUGAUAGUUUUAGAUAAAGUAUUUAUCAUUUUUUAAAAAGUAAAAACAAUUUUGACUUAUUUUAUUCCAUCUAAGUCGUAAAAGGCAACUUAUUAAGAAAAUAUAAAUAACUAUAUAUAAGAAUAUAUAUAAAUAAAUAAGAUAUAUAUAAAGGACUGGCACACCAGCAGAGAUGUCAACAGCCUGUUCUCGGUGCUAUUUCAUCCAUCAGAACUGUGCCUCUGUAGUUCUCCUUGGUGCUGACUUUCGAGGGUUGACCAAUGCCAAAUACAGUUCUCGGGAAAGUCCGCUUUAUUUAUUCAAGUCACUCUGUUCAUUUACCAAAGGCUUUACCUGUCCUGAAAAAGUGAGGGCAAAAAAAGUUGGUGUGGGUUUGGGGCCUUGGUGGUUUUUGUUUUUGUUUUUGAAAACAACUCCUUUAAGCAGCUAUUCUGUUUGACCACUGUUCUCCAUUUUCUUGACCAGCUGCUAGGCUGCCUGGUCUUUGAUCCUUGUUAGCAUCCACCCAAACAGUUCAUCCUGAACUGAGAAUACCUUAAGCUAGUUUCAUUAAAUGUUUUCCUUGUCCCCUUCACAUGCCCUCAUCACUGAGUUCCCCUGUCACUGUGAAGUUUACCUGCUAUACUGUUAAUGCUUUUAGCCCUUUAUUUUGGGGAUGUCAUUGGCAUAUGAACAGGGUGUAUAAUGACUGGUGUUGGUCAGGCCCAUUUUAAUUCUUCAUGGUGACAUUGGACAUUAAUUCCUAAGCUGGGGCAAGUUUUGCUUUCUCAGCUUUUGUUGUUUUUGUUCAAAGUAUUCUGUAUUUUGUUAGUAAUUUUUUGAUACUUGACCCCCAGAUGGCUUGGCCUUUGUACUAAGUGCAUUUGCUUUUGUAUUUCUUUGCUUUUCAGUAGGUUUAAAUGGUAGUUCUCUCACAUAUACACACACACACACAUACACACACAUACACACAAAUCCCACACAACUAUCUUAUUAUGCACCGAUCUGAUGAUGUGGCGACAAAUUAGUUGUCUUAUGACCUGGUGUUCUCUGUACAGAAAAGUGUCACGCUAUGGAAGUGACAGUAUUUUAUAGAGAGAUGAUGAAAAUUUAUAAAUUUCAUAUACUUGAUUUCAUUUAUUUUUAGAUUGUAUAAUGCACAGUAAACUUUUAAAAAAAAAGAGAGGAAAAAAUUACAAAACAUUUUUAUUUAUUCAAGUGCACAAAAAAGGGUAUAGGUUCCAUUUUUAAGCUUCUCAUUUUGAGACUAGGUAUCAUGGACUGGACCAAGUACUCGGAUAGGAAAUUUCGGCAAUAACCAUGAAUUGCAGUAGUAUAUCGACUAGACCCAAUGUACCCCUGCCUAAGCAAGUGUUCUGUCAUGGCUGGCAGAGGCUUUUGAAGCCUUUUGGCCUCCUUGAAUCCAUUCCUGCAAAACUUAACGAAGCAUCCUGUUUUCAUACGCAGACCUGGGAUGGAGAAACAAAUUUCCUCCUCAGCUCUUCUUACCUACCUUGAUUGAUUUCUUCUGCUUGGCCACAUCGUGUUAGGCUUCAUCAAUUAAUUGGCAAUGAAUUAAAUGGCUAAUUUUGAUAAUA